CCGAGACGCCAUGAGCCCCAUUUCCCGGUGUACCUCUGAGGGUCUUACCCUCUGUGGUGUUCUCUGUGUUUAUGUCCGUUUCCGAAAGUGGCAUGAACUGAAAUUUUGUGUUUUUUCCAGCCAGUUUAUCUGAUAUCGAUUCGUAAUGGCUCCUCGUAAAGGGAAAGUAGUGCAGGAACAAGUACAGGUUUCUCUUGGACCACAAAUCAAGGAAGGCGAAGUGGUCUUUGGAGUCGCCCAUAUUUACGCCAGUUUCAACGACACAUUCGUUCAUGUCACGGAUUUAUCAGGAAGGGAAACAAUUGUACGUGUCACAGGAGGUAUGAAAGUCAAAGCUGAUCGUGAUGAAGCUUCACCCUAUGCUGCUAUGUUGGCCGCUCAGGAUGUUGCAGAGAAGUGCAAAUCUCUAGGUAUCACAGCUCUGCACAUUAAAUUGCGAGCUACUGGUGGUAACAAAACUAAAACCCCUGGACCUGGUGCACAAUCAGCUCUCCGUGCUUUAGCCCGUUCCAACAUGAAGAUCGGAAGGAUAGAAGAUGUCACACCCAUUCCCUCUGACCAGACAAGAAGGAAAGGAGGUCGACGUGGUCGUCGUCUAUAGUUUUGUUAUUUGUAUUGUAUAUUUUUAUCACUCAACUUCAUACUUUUUGUUUUUUUUCAUUAUCAAUUUUUACUGUCCAAACAACUGACAUAAACUUCCUUCUACACUCGA
Bemisia tabaci is the source of this 712-nucleotide messenger RNA. Its product is annotated as small ribosomal subunit protein uS11. Gene Ontology annotation, biological process: translation. Lineage: Eukaryota; Metazoa; Arthropoda; Insecta; Hemiptera; Aleyrodidae. The record is from RefSeq and is a predicted model, not a curated record. Gene Ontology annotation, molecular function: structural constituent of ribosome. Gene Ontology annotation, cellular component: ribosome.